AUGCCCAUCCGCGUCAAGUCCAAGAAGCUGCCCAAGUCCCGGGACUUGAGCCCCGUGUCUUUGCACUUUGACACGUUUGAGCUGCCCGAAAUUGAAACGGACGACGUUUUCCGAGAUGUCGUGAAGAAGCUCUCCGUAUACUUUGUCGAUGUCAUCGUGCUGCCCAGCACCUUUGAGCAGCUGCGCACGACUGCGGCCGGGGAGCCGUUGCGAGUCUUGGUCGACCACCUCAAUGCCACUUGCACCAAUCCCGCCAUUGUGAACGCCCUGCUCGCCCUCAAAUGGCACUAUGCCGUGGACGAGUCCGAGUCCAACAAGGGUCUCUGCGAGGCCCGCGCCAACGCCUGCGAGAUUGUCGCCUGGCGCUUCCUCACCCGCCUGUCGGAGCGUGAGGCCGUCGACUACUGCCUCUACGAGAUCCCUGAUCCCAAGGAGCCGCCGACGCCGCCGCCCAACGCCGACAUCGAGAGCAACGAGAACUCCCCGUUGCUGUCCGGCGGCAGCUGGUCCAACCGCAGCAGCCGCCGCGCCUCCAUCCGCCCCGGGAGCAGCGCCAAGCGCUACCAGCUCUUGUCGUCCCUCUCGAGGCUGACCAUGAGCAUGCACGCCGACCAGGACGAAGACGACGACGACGACCCGACCUCGCCCUUCACCAACCUCAACGCCCUCGAGAUCGCCGCCGUCGCCGACGCCAAGCGCUUCCUCAGCCAGCACGUCGUCCAGAAGAUCGUCACCGGCAUCUGGAACGGCGACAUCAUCUUCUGGGACAGCCUCUCGGUCCACGCCGAGAAGAAGCCCCGCUUCUACAACGCCCACACCACCGACAUCUUCUCGCGCCUGAGGGUCCCCAAGUACCUCAAGGCCUGGGAGGCCUUCUUCUUCUUCGUCUUCCUGUGCCUGUACUACUCCGUCCUCGUCGAGCAGAACACGGAGCGCAUCACCCACAACGAGGUGGUUCUCUAUGUUUGGCUGGCCGCGUUCCUGUACGACGAGCUCAGCGAGUGGGCCGAUGCUGGGACCAUCUUCUACGCAACAGAUGUGUGGAACCUAUUCGAUAUGAUCAUGAUAGGCAUCGGCAUCACGUUCGCCGUUCUGAGGGUCAUCGGCAUCGCGAACCACGACAGUAAGAUGACGGACACGGCCUUCAACGUCUUCGCGCUCGAGGCCCUCUUCAUGGUGCCGCGCGUCUUCUCCCUCCUCAGCCUGUCGCCGUACUGGGGCACGCUGAUCCCGUGCCUCAAGGAGAUGGGCAAGGACUUUGUCAAGUUCAUGGUCCUCGUCGUCAUCAUCUACCUCGGCUUUCUCACGACCUUCUCUCUCAUCGGCCAGGACGCCUACACCUUCAGCCACAUGACCAUGAUCCUCACAAAGAUCUUCUUCGGCUCCUCGUACGUCGGCAUCGAGAUCAUGGACGACAUCGACAAGGUCUUUGGCCCGCCGCUCAUGAUCAUCUUCAUCAUCCUCUCGUCCUUCCUGCUGAUGGGUUCCCUGACGGGUAUGCUGUCCAACUCCUUCUCUCGGGUCAUUACGCACGCCCGCGAGGAGUACCUCUACGUCUACAGCGUCUACGUGCUCGAAGCCUCGACUAGCAACCGGCUCACGCACUUCUACCCGCCCUUCAACCUCAUCGCCCUCGUCAUCUUCCGGCCCCUGCGCCUCUUUCUCCCCUCGGACGACAAGUUCCGCCACAGCCGUAUCGUCCUCCUCAAGGCCACCCACCUGCCUAUCGUCGGCAUCAUUCAGCUGUACGAGAACAUCCGCCGCCGCGUCAUGCCCGACGAGUACGCCGGCUUCAAGGGGCCGCGCGGUGCCACGGGGGUCACGAAGCAGCGCUCCCGCAGUGCUUUCCAGGCCAACCGCCCGACGUCCGGUUACCGUCCCGGCAGGUCCCCUCGUCCCGAGGAGCACCACGCCUCGCACCUCUCGUCGCGUCCCCAUGCCCGCGCCGCUGAGGCCGACGACAUGGACGCGCCCUCCGUCGUCGAAGUGCGCAUCUCGGAGCUCAACGACAAGAUCGACAAGCUCACCGCGCUUGUCGAGGCUCUCCAGCAACAGCCCGGCUCCUCCCCCUCCCCCUCUUCCUCCUCUUGA
Colletotrichum higginsianum IMI 349063 is the source of this 2091-nucleotide messenger RNA. Its product is annotated as Ion transporter. Bases 1 to 2091 code for a protein of 696 amino acids. The record is from RefSeq and is a predicted model, not a curated record. NCBI's taxonomy places the organism in Eukaryota, Fungi, Ascomycota, Sordariomycetes, Glomerellales, Glomerellaceae. Gene Ontology annotation, biological process: monoatomic ion transport; transmembrane transport. Gene Ontology annotation, molecular function: monoatomic ion channel activity. The transcript is spliced from 4 exons. Gene Ontology annotation, cellular component: membrane.